Diospyros lotus (date-plum) is the source of this 1235-nucleotide messenger RNA. RefSeq names its product protein OSB1, mitochondrial-like. Bases 74 to 997 code for a protein of 307 amino acids. The record is from RefSeq and is a predicted model, not a curated record. The transcript has 5 exons. Gene Ontology annotation, cellular component: mitochondrial nucleoid. Lineage: Eukaryota; Viridiplantae; Streptophyta; Magnoliopsida; Ericales; Ebenaceae. Gene Ontology annotation, molecular function: single-stranded DNA binding. Gene Ontology annotation, biological process: mitochondrial DNA replication; positive regulation of helicase activity.
AUCUACCUCUCCAAAGCGGCAAAACCCUUCACCCUCGUCCCGUUCCAGUCCAUUGUGGAGAGAGCCAGAGGAUAUGGAGUUGGAGCAAGCACUGGCGCUGCCGAGAACCAGCAUCCUUCUCUCUAACCCUCGUAACCCUCCGAUUGCAUCCCAUCGUAUACCCGCUUCGUCCCUUAAACCUCUGUUUCCCGUUCGUCUUCACUCCGGUUCAGCAGGGCUUUUCAAGAACCGGCGACCUGGUGUCGAUGGGGGCGCCAAAUGUUCGGUGGAUUACAAUGGAAGCAACGGGAACUACGGCGGAUUGGGGGCUCCGCAGUUCCCAAGGCCGUCGGAGAUACAGUGGAGAAAGGAGCUAUGUAACGCCGUGCACCUCAUCGGCAUAGUCGCUACGCCUGUCCAAAUCAAGCACCUUAGCUCCGGCAAGGUCCUUGCCUGGUCUCGCCUCGCCGUCAAGAAGUCUUCUACGGAGACCGCCUGGAUCAAUUUGACAUUCUGGGAUGAGUUGGCUCAUAUUGCUUCUCAACACAUAGAGAAAGGCAACCAAAUAUUUGUCUCUGGCCGGCUGGUCUCAGAUACAGUUGAAAUUGAGGAUGGGAAGCAGCAGACAUACUACAAGGUUGUUGUUCAGCAGCUGAAUUUUGUUGAAAGAAAUUUCUCUCCUGUGGCUUUGUACGAUGGGGACUCUAAUUCUUCUAGACCAGGUAGGACAGUUAGCAAUUAUGCUGCCAAUAAUACAGGCUCCACGGAGGAGCUAUGGCAAGCAUUCUUUGCUAAUCCAGUGGAUUGGUGGGACAACAGAAAGAGCAAGAGAAACCCAAAGUAUCCAGAUUUCAAGCACAAAGAUACAGGGGAAGCCCUGUGGAUCGAAGGUAGGUAUAAUCCUCCCUGGGUAAAGUCCCAACUGGCAAUACUGGAUUCAAGAAUGGAGUCUUUUCAUGAUCAAAAUGAUAACGUGCCAAUAAAUUUUGUUGCCGGCAGUGAUUACACACCUUUUUAAUUGCCCAUUGUGCUCAUCUCCCGAUAUGGGUCUGAGCAGAAUAUUUUGCUUUGUAUAGUUCUAUUUUCCUCUUCGGCAGAAAGGAAUUUUUGGAAAAAAUUUCAAUUGGUUUCUUAUGUAGAUUGUGACUGCAAAUUUAGGGUGUGCUGAUCAAUUGUUUGUCUUAAUUAAUAUGGCUGUUCAAACCUGCUUGAAGAUCAUUUAUGAUCUGUGUUACAAUUCAUAUGUAUGUUGCAUA